Triticum dicoccoides is the source of this 1098-nucleotide messenger RNA. Its product is annotated as G-type lectin S-receptor-like serine/threonine-protein kinase SD2-5. The transcript is spliced from 3 exons. Gene Ontology annotation, biological process: protein phosphorylation. The coding region runs from base 1 to 1098 and encodes 365 amino acids. The record is from RefSeq and is a predicted model, not a curated record. Gene Ontology annotation, molecular function: protein kinase activity; ATP binding. Lineage: Eukaryota; Viridiplantae; Streptophyta; Magnoliopsida; Poales; Poaceae.
AUGGGGGGACCUUCAUUCAGAAAAGUAGGCACGGCUGUUCGGAUUGCAACUGCAGGUUCCUUAGCCAGUUUCAUUUUAAUUGUCGCAUUCGUCCUUUUUGUCAUACACAGAAGGAGAACACGACGACACCAUGAGAUGGAAGAAGAGGAGGCAGAGUUCGGUAAGCUACAAGGCAUACCGAUGAGGUUCACGUUUCAACAGUUAGAAGUGGCAACCGAGCAGUUCAAAGACAAGCUUGGGGAAGGAGGAUUUGGUUCUGUUUUCAAGGGACGGCUAGGUGAGGAAAGGAUUGCGGCAAAACGCUUGGAUCGAGCUGGUCAAGGAAAGAGAGAAUUCUUAGCAGAGAAAACCCAUAGGCUCUUGGUUUAUGAGUAUAUGCCAAAAGGAUCCUUGGACAAGUGGAUCUAUUGUCGACAUGACAACACUGGUCCUCCGUUAGAAUGGAGAGUGCGAUGCAAGAUUAUCACGAACAUAGCUAAGGGUCUCUCUUAUCUUCAUGAGGACUGCAUGAAGAGAAUUGCCCAUUUGGAUAUCAAACCACAAAAUAUUCUCAUAGAUGAGGACUUCAAUGCUAAACUUUCUGAUUUUGGUUUGUGCAAGCUCAUGGAUAGGGACAUGAGCCAAGUGGUUACUAGAAUGAGAGGCACACCUGGAUAUUUAGCUCCUGAAUGGUUGACAUCACAAAUCACGGAGAAGGCCGAUAUCUAUAGCUUUGGCCUGGUGGUCAUGGAAAUUGUGAGCGGAAGAAAGAACCUUGACACUUCCCGGUCCGAAGAGAGCAUCCAUCUUAUUACCCUAUUGGAAGAAAAGGUGAAGAACAAUCAGUUGGUAGAUUUGAUUGACAAGAACAGUAAUGACAUGCAAGCACACGAGCAGGAUGUAAUUCAGAUGAUGAAGCUAGCAAUGUGGUGUUUGCAGAUCGAUUGCAAAAGAAGGCCUAAAAUGUCCGAGGUAGUCAACGUCUUGGAAGGUACCAUGGAUGCAGAGAGCAAUAUAGAUCACAACUUUGUUGCAACAAACCAAGCAAAUUUUGGCAUUGCUGGUAAUGUGACCUCCUCGGCUCCACCUCUAGCCUCACAUCUAUCAGGCCCCAGGUGA